AUGAUCUUCGAGAGAUGGUUAUCCGUCCUGGCAGCAUGUACACUUAGUACAUUGGCACUAACAGAUGAUACAUACCCAAGAACUCAUCGAACUCAUGAUUUCUUUGCCUUGCAUCUCAACAUGUCCAUUGUGUCUCCCGAAAAAGUCGCAACCCAUCUCGGAGCACGGUACGAAGGCCAAAUCGGAGAAUUAACGGACCACCAUAAAUUUUCCGUGGUGAAGUCAAAAACUGGGCCAGUCGACGCAAUUUCGGGGCCACUUGGUCACAUCAACUGUACCAAUGGCGUGCUUUGGUCCCAGGUUCUAACCCCAGGGUUCCAGCUACGGCAUAAACGGAUCCCUCAACCGCCAGUGGCGCAUCUCAAUACCACAGGCUGGGUUGAGGAUGCGGCCGCGGUUCGGACCCGAAGUAGGAUCUCGUCGGCGCUGGGAAUCACCGAUCCAUUGUUCAACUCACAGUGGCACUUGGUUAAUACCGUUCAGCUUGAGCAAGACAUGAACGUUACUGGUGCUUGGUUAGAAGGGGUGACUGGAAAAGGGACUGUCACUGCCGUCAUCGAUGAUGGCUUGGACUUCCACAGCACCGACUUGAAAAAGAACUAUUUCCCUGAUGGGUCCUAUAAUUUUGUCGAGAAUUCAAAGGAGCCUGACCCAAAACUUGUAAACCAAACUCAUGGAACUAGAUGCGCAGGAGAGAUCGCUGCUGGAAUAAAUGGAAUUUGUGGGCUUGGAAUGGCAUACGACGGAAAGAUAGCAGGGAUUCGUCUGUUGUCUGGGCAAAUAGAUGAACGUGACGAGGCUGCUGCUAUCAAUUAUCGAUAUCAAUUGAACGAUAUCUACUCUUGCUCAUGGGGUCCUCCUGACAAUGGCAGGGUAAUUGGAGGACCAGGAACACUGGUUAAGCGUGCCCUAGAAAACGGCGUGACAAAUGGCAGACAGGGCAAAGGUUCGAUUUUCGUUGUUUCUGCUGGUAAUGGGGGAUAUCUCGACGAUGACUGUAAUUUCGAUGGCUACGCAAACAGCAUUUAUACAAUUGCAGUCGGCGCUAUCGAUCGGGAAGGGAACCAUCCAGAAUACUCUGAACCAUGUUCUGCAUUAUCUGUUGUUGCAUACGCGAGCGCUGGCUACCAAAGUGAUGGAGCAGACAGUAUCUAUACGACAGAUGUUGGGGUCGAAAACUGUGCUUCUGGCCAUGGAGGCACAUCCGCCGCUGCGCCGUUGGUUGCCGGUGCCAUUGCUCUUGCUCUAAGUGUAAGAUCGGAGCUUACCUGGCGAGAUAUUCAAUAUCUUUUGUAUACAACAGCAGUAGCCGUCAACGAGGAAGAAGAUGACUGGCAGAUGACGAAGCUUGGGAAACCAUUCAGUCAUAACUACGGGUAUGGCAAGGUCGACUCAUACAGUUUUGUCCAGAUGGCUAGGAACUGGAAACUGGUGAAGCCCCAGACAUCAUAUCACUCUCCAUGGGUGAGAGUAAACAAGAACAUUCCACAAGGGGCAAAAGGUCUCUCCAGUAUUUUUGAAGUGAAACCACCGAUAGUAUCCGCAUUUGAAAGACUAGAGCAUGUCACUGUCACCACUCACGUCAACCAUACUCGCCGGGGUGAUCUUAGUAUCGAGUUGCAUAGCCCCGAAGGCGUAGUCAGCCGUUUAAGCACCACUCGACGUAACGAUAAUGAGACUUCGGGCUAUGCGGGCUGGGCGUUUAUGUCUGUUGCACAUUGGGGCGAAACCGGCAUUGGCAAUUGGACGAUAGUGGUAAAGGAUACCAUGAUAAAUGAUUUCUCCGGGACAUUUUUGAGCUGGCAACUGAAUCUCUGGGGAGAAGGCACUGAUUCGCUGUCCAGCAGCAGUUCCGACAAAACUGAUGAAGUCAACAAUAACGAGACACCUAUGCAAACGCCGGAUACUGAAGAUGCGGGGGUAUCUUGGGACCUUUUGGUAGCAUCCACAGGUCUUCAACGACUCAGCGGAUGGGCCUCUCUCUCUGUGUCGGUUUCAGUCGUGGUCUGUGGCGCGGUUGGGACUUAUCUUUUGUUUUGCAAGCUGUCUGGUCGUCAUGCUGCCCCUAUUAUUGCCGAUAUUGAUAGUUGA
Molecule: messenger RNA, 2091 nt
Organism: Trichophyton benhamiae CBS 112371
Lineage: Eukaryota; Fungi; Ascomycota; Eurotiomycetes; Onygenales; Arthrodermataceae
Exons: 2
Coding region: 1-2091 (696 amino acids)
Biological process (GO): protein processing
Cellular component (GO): Golgi membrane; trans-Golgi network
Molecular function (GO): serine-type endopeptidase activity
Source: RefSeq, a predicted model, not a curated record